AUGGUAACCAGGGGACUUUGGAACUUACAUGUCGAUGGUAUGGAUUUCCCGUCACUGACUAACACUGCUAACACCGUUGUAGGGAAAUGGUAUCGUUGGUUCCACCCUCCCCGUGGACAAUCCUCAUCCCCAGACUCACCAACAACUCUGAAAACUCUUAACCAAAUUCUUUCAAAAACCGACAAAUUCAAAUGGGAAAGUGUCCCAUUUCCGACACCACUUCAUUUUCAACUCGACUAUGUUUAUACCAUUGAUGAAGAUGCUGGUCAUUUCACGGUCACUCAGUGGAAAACGGUGAACCAAGUUCUACACCGGAUCACCCGAAAGGCGACAUUGGCCAGUAUCCGAGAGACAUCGCACAGUACAGUAGACACACUCCUCAAUGAUGUAGGGGGGCUCUCUAAGCACAAUGAUCCCUCGCUAAGUGACAUACGUGAUAAAACCAAUGUUCAACAUCUAUUGAAGUCAUUCGGAAUCAAACCCAGCAUUCCCACACGGUUAAAUGAGCUACAAUUCCAACUGUUUACGGACUUUGUUUUCACAUGGCGGUUUUAUUUCGAUGACACUUCUACCUGGGAGCACUCGUCCUCUCUUUUCUCUGCCCUUGCUAUCGGGAUCUUACGUAUCGCAGCAUGGGACCUUGAGGUCAGGAAUAUGGAUACUGAGGAACUACCGAUCACAUUUUCAUCCCUUCCGCGAUGGAAGGCGCCCAUCAACGAGAUAUUCUGGUUCCAUAAAUAUCUUAUCGUGUGCUGCCACACCGAUCAAAUUGGCACUUUUGUGGCCACAAAAGCACAAGUUUUUGCCCGCAGUACUAACCACAAAGGGCCUGUUCAUGGAAUAGCCAUUUCCAUACGGCAUGUCGUGCUUUUUGAGAUUUUCAAUGGCAACGUACUCUAUUCAACCCCUAUUCCACUUGUUACCAAUACUUCAGCACUGUGUUGCUCCCCAGGGUUCAGGAUAAUGGCAUAUAUCUUCACUUCGAAUCGCUGGAAGGGGGUUGCAGUGAACCCCAGAGAGUAUUGGGGUGUCACAAUACCAACGGAGCUUUUCGAGAAUAUCCUUGCAACAACCAUGCCAAGAGAUUUGGUCUCCAUGGCUCAGGCAUCUGAUUUGGUUGAAAAAUGGUAUUACUCUUCCAUUCCCCAAAUUCACGAUCUCAAGCUACAAAGUUUCGCCCUCUCCAUACCGUGUUGUGGCAAGCGAAAUACAUCAGAUGCCACUGGGGUUUACUGUUCAGUCUGCUAUGCUUGGUCACAUCUGGAAUGUACCGAUCUGUCUAGUGUGCCUUUUGCCACCGAUAAGCUUAAAUGUUCUGAUUGUCAAGAGAGCAGACCUUGUACUUCUCUUGACACAGGCGGUAUUCACCAAUUCUAUCGUGCAAAGCGAGGGCGGAAAGCUUGCAAUGUGAUUCAUGGCGGCAAAACUACGAAUCUUCGGUUGCGAGUAUCCAAGCCAUCCUCUCGCCGGCCCGAAUUAUGGCUCAUCCGAACCCACGGCCCACCUCCUCCACAGAGCGUCGAUUAUACGAUAUUCUUCAGUGAGACAUUUUCUGGUCUCGUGUACGGAUUUGAUGAGUAG
Molecule: messenger RNA, 1581 nt
Organism: Aspergillus bombycis
Lineage: Eukaryota; Fungi; Ascomycota; Eurotiomycetes; Eurotiales; Aspergillaceae
Exons: 1
Coding region: 1-1581 (526 amino acids)
Source: RefSeq, a predicted model, not a curated record